CACAAAUUUCAACAUCAAGAAAUUUUUGACGCAACAUUUCUAUUGAUAAUUCUUGGUAAAAUUUCUGCUAAGGAGAUCUUUUAAAGUGUCUAWUUUGCCGACUUUCCAACAAUGUGUAGUAUUGAAGAAGACGAAGUUUCGAUCGAACAUCAACCACGUGUUCAAGUCAAUGCUGUUUGCAUGAAGUGUUCUGAUGCUAAGGCUGUUGUUCUUGUACGAUUGAAUGACCCUCUAUGUAAAGCCUGUUUCCUGGCCUACUUUACACACAAAUUCCGUGCAACAAUUGGCAAAGCAAGAGUCAUCAGGCAUGAGGAUAAAGUUCUCUUGGCGAUCUCCGGUGGGCCCUGCUCGCUUGCCAUGUUGAAGUUGGUCGCUCAAGGAUAUAGCGAGAGUGUCGCUAGAAAGUUUCGUUUUAUUCCAACCGUUGUGUACAUAGAUGAAGGAGCAGUGUUAGGUCUAAGCCAGGAUGAGAGAGAAAGGGUUAAAAAAGAAGUACAAAAUUUUGUUGUUGAAAAUGGGAAUUUUGCUUUUCACGAAGCGCCUUUGGAAGAUUUAUUCAAUGAUGAAACCAGUGACGCUGUCUCUGCAACMAAGAAACUUCAAGACUGUUUUAACUCAAUAUCUUCACUAACAGCCAAGGAAGACCUCCUCAAGUCUCUAAGAAAACAACUUUUGGUGCAAAUAGCUUCUGCCACAGGUAACCCAAAGGUUAUGUUGGGAGAUUCUGCAUCAAGAAUAUCUAUAAGACUGCUUUCUAAUAUCUCACAAGGAAGAGGGGAGGCACUGUCAUACGAUACAGGCUUUAUUGACAGUCGCCAUGGUGACAUUAUAAUUUUACGUCCAAUGAGAGAGUUUGUUGCUAAGGAGAUAUCGCUGUUCAAUUUUUUCAGCCAAAUUGAUGCUAUUAACAUCCCUACCUUAGCAACCAAAUCUGGUUGUUAUGCAAGCAUUGAUAGAUUGACAGAGAAUUUUGUAAGUGGGCUGCAAGCACARCUGCCAUCCACAGUUAAUACAAUUUUCAGAACUGGUGAUAARCUCACAGAGGCGAAAGAUCUGAAAGAGAAGUGUUCUCUUUGUGGUAUCCCUGUGGGAUUUUCCCUUGAAAGUGCUAUUGGAGAGCUAGAUUCUCUGUCACUGGAUUAUMWGCCAGGUCAACUUGAAGCAAAAGACUCUAGUUCUUGUAUUUCUAGAGAUAGUUCUCAAGUGGAAAGUAGGAAUAGUUCUCAAUCAGAAAAAACUUUGUUUGAUCUUUGUAAAACACUUUGUUAUGGUUGUACAUUAACUUUGAAGGACAUGAAAGAAGGUUUUGAGAUUUUACCUUCAUUUGCUCAGAUGUCAGCCAGGCAAAAGCUAAAUCAGUUAGAGAUGAAAGAGCAAUUACAUGGAUUUUUGAUUGGCAACUAACCAACAUUAGGCAUAUUGUAAUAAAGUAUAUACAUAUACCAGCUGUUUUAGACAUGGUAGGCUUUUUACAGGUCCUGGAAAAUGUGGAGUUUUAGAUUCUUUCCAGGCCUGGAAAGGRAUGUAAUCUUUAGAUCUUUAGACAUUCGGGGGUGGGGGGGUGGAGUAACAUCUUUCAUAAGUUCGUUAGAGUGAAAAAACAUUGAAAAAACAAAACAUAAGUAAUGUGUAGCACUUAUAUUUAUUYAAUCAAUAAAAUAUAUAUUGAGCUUGUCAAUGA
Messenger RNA from Exaiptasia diaphana, 1681 nucleotides. Its product is annotated as cytoplasmic tRNA 2-thiolation protein 2. The record is from RefSeq and is a predicted model, not a curated record. The transcript has a single exon. Gene Ontology annotation, molecular function: sulfurtransferase activity; tRNA binding. The coding region runs from base 112 to 1404 and encodes 430 amino acids. Lineage: Eukaryota; Metazoa; Cnidaria; Anthozoa; Actiniaria; Aiptasiidae. Gene Ontology annotation, cellular component: cytosol. Gene Ontology annotation, biological process: tRNA wobble position uridine thiolation.